This is a messenger RNA of Falco peregrinus (peregrine falcon), 2204 nucleotides long. It is a transcript of the gene CERCAM, whose product is annotated as cerebral endothelial cell adhesion molecule. NCBI's taxonomy places the organism in Eukaryota, Metazoa, Chordata, Aves, Falconiformes, Falconidae. The record is from RefSeq and is a predicted model, not a curated record. The transcript is spliced from 13 exons. Bases 22 to 1779 code for a protein of 585 amino acids.
CCUUCCCCGCCCGCCGCCGCCAUGGGCGCCGCGGGGCCGCUCUGCGCCCUGCUCCUGCUGCUGGGCAUCGGCACCGGCACCGGGCCCGGGCCGGUCGCCCCCCGGGUGGUGCUCGCCCUCCUGGCCCGUAACGCGCAGCACUCGCUGCCGCACUGCCUGGGAGCCCUGGAGCGCAUGGACUAUCCCGCGGGGAGCAUCGCCCUGUGGUGUGCGACUGACCACAACUCGGACAACACCACAGCAAUGCUGCGGGAGUGGCUGGGGGCAGUGGGGAAGGACUAUCACUCAGUGGCCUGGAAGGUACAGGAGGAGCCCAGCUCCUACCCCGACGAGCUCGGGCCCAAGCACUGGAGCGACAAACGCUAUGAAAACCUGAUGAGGCUGAAGCAGGAGGCUCUCACCUACGCCCGGGAGCAGCAGGCGGACUACAUCCUGUUUGUGGACACUGACAGCAUCCUGACCAACAACCAGACCCUCAAGUUUCUCAUGGCGCAGAACAAGUCGGUUGUGGCCCCGAUGCUGGACUCACAGACCUUCUACUCCAACUUCUGGUGUGGCAUCACACCCCAGGGCUACUACCGCCGGACGGCUGACUACUUCCCCACCAAGAACCGGCAGCGGACGGGCUGCUUCUCCGUCCCCAUGGUCUAUGCCACCUUCCUGAUCGACCUGCGGAAGGAAGAGACUUUGCGGUUGGCUUUCUACCCGCCCCAUCCCAACUACACCUGGGCCUUCGAUGAUAUCAUUGUCUUUGCCUACUCCUGCCAGGCAGCCGGUGUGGAGGUCCAUGUGUGCAACCAGCAGCGCUUUGGCUACAUCAAUGUCCCCGUGAAGGCCCACCAGACGCUGGAGGAUGAACACGCCAACUUUGUGCAUCUCACGCUGGAGGCCAUGGUGGAUGGCCCCCCCAUGCAGCGCUCCAGGCACGUUUCCUUCCUCCCCAAGCCACUCACAAAAAUGGGCUUUGAUGAAAUCUUCCUCAUCAACCUGGUGCGGAGGCCGGACCGGCGCCGGCGGAUGCUGGAGUCCUUGCAGGAGCUGGAGAUUGCCCCGCGGGUGAUGGAUGCCGUGGAUGGGAGCACCCUCAACAGCAGUGACAUCAAGGUCUUGGGGGUGGACCUGCUCCCCGGGUACUAUGACCCCUUCUCUGGCCGCACGCUCACUAAGGGUGAGGUCGGCUGCUUCCUCAGCCACUACAACAUCUGGAAGGAGAUCGUUUCUCGGAGGCUGGAACAGUCAGUGGUCUUCGAGGAUGAUGUGCGCUUCGAGGCCGCCUUCCCGGCACGGCUGAGGCAGCUGAUGGAGGAGCUGGAGGGAGCGCAGCAGGACUGGGACCUCAUCUACCUGGGGAGGAAGCAGGUGAACGCAGAGGAUGAGGCACCUGUGGAGGGCGUGCGAAACCUGGUGGUGGCCGGGUACUCGUACUGGACGCUGGCCUACGCCAUCUCCCACCGUGGGGCGCAGAAGCUGCUGGCUGCUGAGCCCCUCUCCAAAAUGCUGCCGGUGGACGAGUUCCUGCCCAUCAUGUAUGACAAGCACCCCAACGAGGAUUACAAGCGGCACUUUGCCCCUCGGGACCUGCUGGUGUUUUCAGCUCACCCGCUCCUGGUUUAUCCUACCCACUAUGCUGGGGACAGCAACUGGCUGAGUGACACCGAGACCUCCACCAUCUGGGAUGACGAUGGCAAGAAGACCGACUGGACUGGCUCACAGAAGACCCUGAGGGACUCACGGGGCAGCGCUGGCCACCUCCGCUCCACCGCCCGUGACGAGCUGUGACGGGAUGAGGGACUGUGACCCCGCUGGGAGCACCGCGGGCCAGUGGCCUGAUCCUGUCUGCUCCUGCUUGAGAGACACAGCUGCCCUGGACAGAUCCCCCAGGGUUCUUCGAAUUUGCAUGUGCCAAAUCCACCCAAGGCAGGAUUCAUCCCAGGGCUCCUGGAGAGCCUGUUCCCUGCCAGGUGGAGGGACUAGGGGAGCGCUGUGCUCUGCCUCUGCUGAGGACAUGUCUCCAGGACCAACCUGAGCGAUGCCAACUCUGCCGUCUCCCACCGGCUUGGACUUUAGGGAGUGAUUUUCAGGCCAGGGGCUGGCUCCUGUGGUGGCACACGUGGCCUCCUGCCACCAACUGGGCUUGUCCCUGGCCUGUGCCACGUCUGGGCUGAAGCCCAGUGAGGAUUAAAUCAGACUGUUUGAGCUGACGU